AGCUAGCCCCGGUGCCAUGUGGGGAGGGUAACAUCCGCACCAUCCAUGGCAAGUGCGACUACAUACGAGACCCUUCCUCCAACCAGCCGCUCAGCAAGGAGAAGACCAUCCAGGUGAUCUAUUACUUUGACAGUGGCUGCAACCCCACCGCACAUGGCUCUGUGGCGCUGCCAUCGCCUGGAUACAUCCCCUGCG
This is a messenger RNA of Closterium sp. Naga37s-1, 195 nucleotides long. Lineage: Eukaryota; Viridiplantae; Streptophyta; Zygnematophyceae; Desmidiales; Closteriaceae. The record is from the annotation of a GenBank genome assembly.